CUCCUUCAUGGUAUUUUCUCUUAUGGGCUGGGUCAGGUAAUACCUGUUGCCAGGUGUACGGAUGUGUAGCACAUUGGCUAUAUGACGCCACUGCCAUUUAUUUUAGUAAACCUAGAUGUACACAUUACUGAUUUAGUUUUGCGUUAAUAAGAUCUGAGAGCGGUCAAACGGAGCCGGUGGUGACAUGUUUACAGGUAUCCGCGACUUCACAAACCUUCAUUCAUCCCAGACUCACAACUCGGUGCAGAAGAUAAAUAUAUUGUGUCGUUUCCAGGCAGCGGAACAGUGGGUCUGAUGGACCAGGUGUCCCGGUCAGGGGUUGGCAGUGACGUCACAGACGAGACCGCCUCCAUGGGGGAGUACAGGUGGAGCUCUGAGAAACAUGAGAUGUCCGACCCUCAGGGCCAGUGUCUGGCCGCCCCCCAAGCCCUGCCUGCCCCCACCUACAAACAGAGAGUUGAGGAGUUCAAGAAGCUGUUCAGGGAACUGCCUGAGUCAGAGAGACUCAUCAUGGACUAUACCUGUGCCCUCCAGAGAGACAUCCUACUGCAGGGACGCCUCUACUUGUCAGAGAACUGGCUCUGUUUCUAUAGCAAUGUGUUUCGGGGGACAAAGAUAGCCUUGACUCUGAGGGACAUCAAGGCCAUGUACAGAGAGAAGACAGCACGGCUGAUCCCCAACGCCAUACAGAUCUGCACAGACUCAGAGAAGUUGUUCUUCACUUCCUUCUCAGCCAGAGAGAAGAGUUACCAGGGAGUGUUCCGGAUGUGGCAGAACACACUGAUGGACAAGCCACUGAGUAGUUUGGCGCUGUGGCAGAUGGUCAAGCAGCACUAUGGCAAUGACCUGGGCCUGAGGAUUGUAGAGAGAGAAAGUCUACAGACAUCAGCAGAAUCAACCACGCAGAAACACACCAGCAUGACCGUGAGGCCUGGUGGAGAGGACUCUGGGAGGCCGUCUACUCUGCGCCUCCAGCCGGGGGAUCAGGGCUCCUGUGAGCCCACUGCGCCCCAGGGAGAGGACCUACCCUCACCCCUCGGACAGAGCUCCAUCAACUCAGGAAACACGGAUGAUGCUUGCAGCACCUCGUCUCGGUGCACUCCUGACCCGUCCCUGGACCGCUCUGCCCCGGAGCGGGUCUCCAAGCGCUCUGAGCUCUCUCUGGACCUCAACUCUAACUUGGACCGCUUCUCUGAACAGAGCGGCUCGGAGAGUGCAGAGGAGGAGGAGAGGGGGAGUGUCUCCCAGCAGCAUGGCAGGCUCUAUGUGAACACGGUCUUCAACAUCAGUGCAGAAAAGAUGUUUGAACUGCUCUUUACCGAAUCUCACUUCAUACGAAGAUUCAUGAAUGCCAGGAAGAUCACCAAUGCCAUCCUUACACGGUGGCAGAGUGACGCGUCUGGCUCCAUGAAGAGGAGUCUCAACUACACCAUCACCAUCACCAACCCUCUGGUGGGCAAGUUCUCCACUGCCACGGAGAACCAGAUCCUGUACAAGGAGUUCAGGGAAGGUCAGUACUAUCUCAUCGACUCGGAGGUCUACACACACGACGUCCCGUACCACGACUACUUCUACACUCAGAACCGCUACUGUAUCAUCCGCCAUUCCAAACGCAAAUGUCGACUCAGGGUGUACACUGAUGUGAAGUAUAAGAAGCAGCCGUGGGGGCUGGUCAAGUCCUUCAUUACCAAGAACUCCUGGAGUGGCCUGGAGGACUACUUCAGACACUUGGAAUCUGAGCUGAUGGAAGAGGAGGCGGAGCUGAACCAGGGAUGCGGAGACCCCGGUAAGAUGAUUGGCGGGUUGCAUCAUUGGCGGAGGAGGACGUUCAGUCGGACACUACAGGAGCACCUGAAGCCCAGCAAGCAAUACGAGCCUGACCUAGACCCUCACAGAGAGGGCAAGACGGAUCCCAUAGAUAUGAAGGGUCCACCUCGAUGGAACAUCUCUACCAUCAUAGCUGGGAUGAGCAUCAUUCUGCUGAUCCUAACAGUACUGAACCUGGGGCUGUUCUUUAAGCUGUGGGCCAUGGAGGAUGUGGCCAACCGCAUGUACCUGAGCACCAAGCACCAUCUCCGGGAGAGGACCGAGAGCAGUUUUGCCGCUGACUUCUUUCCUGAACCGGCCCCAACAUACAGGACCAGAGAGGAGACUUUGCUGCUGAAAGCAGUGCUGCAGGACUCUAUCAAGCUAUUGGAGCAGGUCAGUCAAACGACCAGUUAUGUUUGUGUUACAGGCUCCCGAAUCCCUCCGGCAGGUGUUUGUGUCUGUACAGACAGUUUUUUCCCUCUCGUCUUUUCCCCCAUAGCUCCGCAGUUCUCUGUCGCUGCUUCAGCAGAAAUUUGUAACCAACAAAACAGCAAUUCUGCAGUGACACCGUCACACCUGGCGACCUCACUACGCCCUCUGAAGCCUGGGGUUGUAAAGGCUACAGGGACACGCCUCUGAGGACUCUCUCGUAACCAGGGGUGUUGCUAAAGGGACGACUCAUGCACAGACUUGUUACUAAGAGCAACAAUGGUUCAAGUCCCAGGGCCUUUAAUAGUGUGGUACCAGGUAGAUGGAUGUUUUAAUUUUUAUUUAACUAGGCAAGUCAGUCAAGAACAAAUUCUUAUUAAAGUUCAACUGUCGGCACUGCGCUGUGGAGCAAGAAAAUGGUUCCCAACCAUCAGCAACACUGGGAGAUGACUGGUGGACUGGGGUUUAUGUGGGGUUCUGUUUUCAGUUUGGUAGUUCUUUAUUCUUCCUUAAUGUUGGUGCUGGGUUUAUUGUGAUUAAGUUAAAGUUCUACUGCAUGCCUCACUGUGUACUGCGUACCCCUUCGAUUGACAAGCCAAUCACAGAAGAUGUGAGCCAAUGGCGUGAUGAGCGCAGCAGAUGAGAAACAAUGUUUUGAUAGAAAUGAAUGCCAAUGUAAGGAAUCCAUGAAAUAUUUUUACUUUUUGCACAGUGCCUUGUGUACUUUUUAUGGUUUUUAGAUUCAUUUAAUUAUUUUUUUUCAAUUAGAAGGCUUUUAGAAAGUAUUUUUAAUAAUUUAUUCGGAUGCCCAUGGGUUUCUGAUAUUGUGAAAAUGUGAAUAAGUAUGCAGUUGAGAAAAAAAGAAAUGUUAGCCUUGGAUGGUUUGUGAUUUUUCAGCUGGUUUGUAGAUGUACAGCAGACCUCAAUAUCAGGGUUGUGUUCAGAAGGGUGCAAUGUUCUGAACGCUGUAGAUAUAAAUGCCUUUUAUAGACCUGUCAUGAAACCUUAUUCUACAUGAGUUUGUUCUACAUAAUAUAUGUGUAUCUGUAACGUUGCUCCCCACUGAACGUGACCCAGGUGAACUUUCUCAGGAGCAUUUGGUUAGAACCAAAACAUCCCGAUGUGAAUAAUACUGAUUACAUUUUGUUAAUCUUGAUAGCUGUCCCAUGUAGGCUAAGCUAUAGGGUUAGUGGCUGUUAUGUAAUUAAUAUUCCAUCCACAUGCCACACCCAUUCAAGAAGCCACAGCACUAAAACGCUGCACUGCUGUUGUGUAUGUCCACUAUAAGAAUGUGACCACCACAAGUUUAGUCUGGACUCUGAGUUGAAUCCACACUAGUGCCUUGUUAACUUCGUUUGAAUUGUUAUUAUUGUAAAUUACAAUUUACAAUGACGAAUGUUAAUUUUGUGCAGCAUAUACAACUCAUUUCUGUGUGUGUGGCGGAACAGCUUCAGACUGUAUGUAACACCCAUCCUUAUUUUUUAAAUAAAAGCACAGGAAUCUUCCUACAGUUGUUACAUGGAAUCAAUGUGAACCAUUGGAUGUGAAUAGUUUACACACACACACAGACAUUGUAUAAUUUGUUUUCUAUUUGUUGGCUAUUUUGUACAGUUGUUAGACAAAGAUGUAAUGUAUUGUUGCUUUGAAUAAAGAAACACUUUCCAGCCA
Molecule: messenger RNA, 3906 nt
Organism: Oncorhynchus tshawytscha (Chinook salmon)
Lineage: Eukaryota; Metazoa; Chordata; Actinopteri; Salmoniformes; Salmonidae
Product: protein Aster-C
Exons: 17
Coding region: 295-2448 (717 amino acids)
Biological process (GO): intracellular sterol transport
Cellular component (GO): endoplasmic reticulum membrane; plasma membrane; endoplasmic reticulum-plasma membrane contact site
Molecular function (GO): sterol binding; sterol transfer activity
Source: RefSeq, a predicted model, not a curated record